CCACCAUCUUCGGUUUAUUCACUCCUUCGCUCUCUGUAGUCAUCAACCGCCAAACCAGACACACAUGGCGCUCGCCAAACCCCCACCGCAACUCGAUCUACAACACGAGGUGGUUCUCGCCGUAUCCGCCGACGAGGCCAGAUUUGCUCGCGAGGAUGUCAAGCGUCUACUCAAGCAAAGGACAAACUGCACUCUGAGCGAGUACAUGUACUAUGACUGCGCUCUGCCCUCAAAAAUUGAGGAUGAGGCGAAAUGCCGCCCAAUCGUGCGAUAUUUUGCAGUUUGCCGAGAUCGUCGCUCAAAGCAGGUUGCUGCAGAAAUCACCAACGAGCAGUCACUGGAUCUGGCAGAGGUCAAGCUGCCUCCAGUACCAGCAGCAGCAUCCAACACCAGCUUCCCAUUCAAAAACAGCUGAGCUUCCUACGUCUAUCGCAGCAAAAAACACAGAGCCUACAAUACACACCAGACUGCGCAUAAAAGACAGCAGCGCAUCUACCGCGACUUGUACAUAGCAAUAAUAAGAUACGAAUAGUUUUAUUAUU
Molecule: messenger RNA, 542 nt
Organism: Myxozyma melibiosi
Lineage: Eukaryota; Fungi; Ascomycota; Lipomycetes; Lipomycetales; Lipomycetaceae
Exons: 2
Coding region: 65-415 (116 amino acids)
Cellular component (GO): mitochondrial inner membrane peptidase complex
Source: RefSeq, a predicted model, not a curated record